Sclerotinia trifoliorum is the source of this 688-nucleotide messenger RNA. NCBI's taxonomy places the organism in Eukaryota, Fungi, Ascomycota, Leotiomycetes, Helotiales, Sclerotiniaceae. The record is from the annotation of a GenBank genome assembly.
CAUUUAAGCUGCAAGCCCACUACCAAUGCUGCCCCUCCAAAACUUCUCUUUCCUCAAUAUCAUCCAUCCUCUGAAAACAACUCCUGAAAAGAAACAACAACUACUUCAAAAUGGUUUACACCUUAACUGUUCACCUCUACGCAAAUGAGGAUCCAGAAUCCAUACCUCGCAUCAAGGCCAAGCUCAUUGAAGCGUCCCGAGUUUACAAGCAGGACAAGGAAACUGUCGAUUGGAUUGUUAUGCAAGAUGUACAUGAUCCUAGAGCAUUCACCAUUGUAGAGCGAUUCGAGCAAGAAAGUGUAUGUGCACUUCAUGUCCCACAUGCUAUAUCCCCUACCAGAAUGAUACUAAUUGAAGCUUGUCACCAAUGCAGAGCCAAAAAUAUCACCUCGAGAACCCAUACUGGAAGACCUUCGACCCAUACGUCGUUCCACUCCUCGGCAAACCUAUGGAUCUCCGAAGACAUGAAGAGUUAGAUAUCAGCAAGGAGGUUGAGGUUCCAGCUUAAAGAACAUAAUUCCAUACACAAGAACAACGACAGUUGGACACGCCAUUGAUUUUUGUACUCUAGAGAAAACUCACCAGCUACGAGGAUUUACUGCAUGAGUGUAAAUGCAAAAUAGCAUUCGGAUGGCCAGAUUCUGCAACCAUCAGUCUCGAACUAAAAGGAUCCAAUUGGUGAAGCAAU